Gadus macrocephalus (Pacific cod) is the source of this 1656-nucleotide messenger RNA. Its product is annotated as C-type lectin domain family 6 member A-like. The transcript has 3 exons. NCBI's taxonomy places the organism in Eukaryota, Metazoa, Chordata, Actinopteri, Gadiformes, Gadidae. Bases 373 to 735 code for a protein of 120 amino acids. The record is from RefSeq and is a predicted model, not a curated record.
GCCACAAGGGGAGCAGGACCUUACUGAAGGCUGCAAUAACAGCUCCAUCCACAGAGGGCAGCACCACAGACAGGUGAGGAGGCCGAGGGUAAUACGUCACACCGGCUCCUCCCACUACUUCCGGGCCUUGCGGAUCCAUACCAUAACAGACGGUUGGAGCCAGAGCAAGCCAGAAUCUCUUGGCAGCCCAUAGGAUAGGGUUAAUAUAGCUUUGGUCAGCUCGGAGACGCUCUGCACGUGCAAAGACACGCUUCAACCUCCUUUUGCUUCAUAGUUAUCAGUUUACCCUACCGAAAAUACUUUAUAUCAAAUAAAGUAACUGUUAAAAGCUAUCCUUUGGAUUCGACCACUCUCCUUGAAGAAUACUGCAAUAUGGAAGAUGUUGAUGAAGGGAAAACAUGGGCUGAAGCCCGGGAGGACUGCAGGGGAAGGAGAGCAGAUUUGGUUGUAAUAGACAAUGAAGAGGAACAGAAUCUCGUCCCUUAUAACAGCUCCAGUUCUACGAGUGAUAUUAAGGGCUACUGGCUGGGCCUGUCAGACACAGCUGGGAAUGGGGCAUGGAGCUGGGUAGACGGGACCAACGUGACCCUGAAACUCUGGACCAGUACCAACGACACCACCUCCAGUCCCCGCUGUGCAGUAACACGGGAAACUGUUACACCCUUUGGAUGGAGUGGUGUGAACUGCACGGCCAAAAACCAUUGGAUAUGUGAAAAGAAGCGGCUCUCUGUUUAGCUCUCACUCUCAGGUCGGGAAGAUACACUCUGUUCUAGGCAUAUGUGUUCAUAUUUGGCUUUAUUUUAGGAGCUUGAAAGAAAUCCACUUGGAUCUCCACAAUUUAUAUUUCAAUGUUUGCUUUUUAAAUGUGUAUAGAAUGUGCCUUAACCAUAAGCAUUCACAAUGAAACAGCCAGCUUUUUUUUGGCGUGUGUAUUGGGAAACAGUGCUUGUGUCCAAAAUGUUUGCAUAUUACUCAAUAUGAAUAAUUUUUAAUAUGUUGUAUGCUUGGAGAUAUGUCUCAACGUGUUUAUUUUACCUGGCAUUCGUUACUUUUAUUUUUUGUCCAAUAAAACUAUCAAUACCAUUCUAAAAGUUAUUAUUGCAUGUGUGUACACAUCUACUAGUCUACCUCAUCUCUGUAGUGCAGGUGUAUCAUAAUGUUACAGGUCAGUCUCAAUCCCUCUCUGUCUCCUAUCUAGUAGAGAAUGUGUUCUAGCCAUGUGUUUUAAUAUUUUUGCUUUGUUUUCGGAGCUGGAAGGAAAUCCACUUGAAUCUCCAUACUUACAUUUCACUUUAAUAUUGACUGUAUAAAUGUUAACAGAUUGUGAAUUUAACCCUCAGGAUUCACAUGAAACCUGCAUCUUCAUUACAAUGAUCAGAUUUUUUUAAUAUCUUUUUUUAUUCUAUAAGACUGCUGUCCUUUUUACAACGAAAUCUCCAUUCUGGGAUCAAUGGACAUCUUAAUUAUUGUAUUGUAUAUUUUACAAUACAAUAACAGUAACUAUUUGGCAGAUUUCUGUUUCCCUCCUCACCUCACAGACCCAGAGCUACGCCCCUUUAUUUGCCCCUUCAUUUCCCAAUUAGCCCAUAUCAAUCAGUUAAUUACUCCCUGCCCUGCCACACACUAUUUAAGCCUCACCUGUGACCACACCCCAUU